UUCGUAUUUUAAUCGCCGUUUCUUCUAUCACCUUCUCGUUCGCAGAUCACGGCUUCUAUAUAAUAAUAUAUAUAUAUAAGUCGCCGUAUAAUUUUCUUGCCGGGAAUAAUCUCCGAUCAUCGCCGGAAAUUUCCAACUCGUUGUAAAAGACGUUCAAUUGGAUCCCCAGUUUUCUUCUUUUGGUUGCUGAAAUCUCUUUCGGGUUUUGUCCUAAUCCUCGUUUGUUUGGGUUUCGUGAGUCUCGUUUUAUAAGAACAUGGGACAAAAGAGAUGGUUCUUGUUGCUGGCAAUUUUUGCUUGUCUCCUUUCCUUUUCAUGUGGUAGAGGUGUUCUCAAGUUGAAGAGCGAUGAUGAUCGACCUGUUUACAACCAUACGCUUGCCAUUACACUUGUGGAGUAUGCUUCUGCGGUUUAUGAGUCUGAUUUGACAAAACUCUUCACUUGGACUUGCGAAAGAUGCAAUGGUUUUACAAAGGAUUUCGAAGUAAUAGAGAUCAUAUUUGACGUUGAACACUGCUUACAGGCGUAUGUUGGGGUGGCUGAGGAUUUGAAUGCUAUCAUUAUUGCAUUUCGGGGAACUCAAGAACACAGCAUACAAAAUUGGGUCUCAGACUUGUUCUGGAAACAGCUCGAUCUGAAUUACCCUGAUAUGCCAGAUGCAAUGGUGCACCAUGGAUUUUAUAGUGCUUAUCACAAUACAACUGUACGUCCUGCAGUUUUGGAUGCAAUAAAACGAGCGAAACAAGUCUAUGGGGCGAACAUCAACAUAAUUGUCACUGGUCAUUCAAUGGGAGGAGCCAUGGCUUCCUUUUGUGGGCUAGACUUAGUCGUAAAUGAAGGAGAAGAAAACGUACAGGUUAUGACAUUUGGGCAACCUCGUGUUGGGAAUGCCGCUUUUGCUUCUUAUUACAGUUUGCUUGUGCCUAAUACCUUCAGAAUCACGCAUGACCGUGAUAUGGUUCCCCAUCUGCCUCCUUACUAUUACCAUUUCCCUCAAAAAACAUACCACCACUUCCCAACAGAGGUGUGGGUUAAAGAAUUCAGUUUUUCGAACUUUGUUCUUUUUGGUUUGGAGAAAGUUUGUGACAACACCGGUGAAGAUCCUACUUGCAGCAGAUCGGUGAGGGGAACUAGCAUUUCAGACCAUUUAAGGUACUUUGGGGUAGAGUUGAUGUGUGAGAGUUGGAGACAAUGCAGCAUAGUGAUGAACCAGGAGGUAGAGCGUUACAGCAGGAAAGAUUCAAAGGGUAACAUAUUCCUGUCGCGGACAGUUCCUUCCAAGGACGCAAUCGAAAACCGGAAUCUCUAGCCCAUAGGUGUUGGUUGAUUGGAGUCUUGAACAAGAGAAAGCUUGCUGGAAUGGGAUGUUUGAGAGGUUCAGUGUUGUGUUGGAAGAAGAAGAAGGGUUCUUUGAUUCUUUGUGUUCGUAAAAGAAGGUGAACAAAUGAUUUUGUAAAUAAAUCCUAUAGGUUGGUCGCAUGUAGCAUGUUAAAUCUUUAUUAAUUUAAAUCCAUGAUCAUAUAGAUAUUGGAUUCAACGAUAUACUGUAUGUAAGUAUGUGUAUGAAUAAUGACAUUGUACAGUAGCAGAAUAGUUUCGAAUCUUUAAAUUCGUAUCCAUCAA
Molecule: messenger RNA, 1623 nt
Organism: Arabidopsis lyrata subsp. lyrata
Lineage: Eukaryota; Viridiplantae; Streptophyta; Magnoliopsida; Brassicales; Brassicaceae
Product: lipase
Exons: 11
Coding region: 257-1309 (350 amino acids)
Biological process (GO): lipid metabolic process
Source: RefSeq, a predicted model, not a curated record